Molecule: messenger RNA, 3339 nt
Organism: Solea solea (common sole)
Lineage: Eukaryota; Metazoa; Chordata; Actinopteri; Pleuronectiformes; Soleidae
Gene: rad17
Product: RAD17 checkpoint clamp loader component
Exons: 17
Coding region: 221-2158 (645 amino acids)
Biological process (GO): mitotic DNA replication checkpoint signaling; DNA damage checkpoint signaling; DNA repair
Cellular component (GO): nucleus; Rad17 RFC-like complex
Molecular function (GO): chromatin binding; ATP hydrolysis activity; DNA clamp loader activity
Source: RefSeq, a predicted model, not a curated record
AGCGGCCCGGUUUGCGGCAGUCGCAGUUUUAAAUAGUUAAAUACUAACGUUGACUUCGUCACUUUGACACACACGUUACUUCUGUUUCACAACUAAACUUUCAAGUGACGCACAAACCGACGCUGACACGCAACAAAUGGUCGAACAAGCAUGAGCUCCUGCAGCAGCUGACCUCAGUGCUGAGUGGCUCUUCAGUGACCUCCUGCCCACAGUGUGAAGGAUGAACAAACUCUCCAUGGGAGAUAAAGCUGCUUCAAGCAGAGUGAACCACUGGGUGGAUCCGUCUUUCAGCGAUUUGACAGGCGAAAGCUUUUCUCUACCUGGAAGGAGAAAGGGUUUGUGCUCUCAAGCUGAGUCCAAGAGGCCGAGGAAGAGGAAAGGAGUGGAGAGCAGGUCAGACCCUCACAUCUCUGCCCUGCUGAAAGAGUCGGCCCACAGAGACCACGAUGAGCCCUGGGUGGACAGAUACUCACCGCGUUCCCAGAUUGAGCUGGCUGUCCACAAGAAGAAGAUCGAGGAGGUAGAAAACUGGAUGAGGACCCACACAAACGCAUCAAAGGGUGGAAUCCUCCUGCUGACAGGACCAUCAGGAUGUGGGAAGACUGCUACAGUCCAGGUUUUGUCUCAGGAGCUGGGUUUAAGGAUUCAGGAGUGGGUCAACCCCACCAAUGUAGAGCCAUACAGCAGCAGCAGCAGCAGCCAGCAAGAAUGGAGGAUGAACGGCAUGUCCUGCAGCUCCCAGCAGGCUCAGUUCCAAGACUUCCUCCUCAGAGCCAACAAAUACAGUUGUCUGAGGAUGGCAGGCGAUGAUGGAGCAACAGACAGGAAGCUCAUCCUGGUGGAGGAAUUGCCAAACCAGUUCUACAGACAUCCUAGCAACCUGCACGAUAACUUGAGGCGCUUUGUGAAGACCAGUCGAUGUCCCUUAGUGUUCAUAGUGUCGGACAGUCUGAGCGGAGACAGCAGCUCACGCUUGCUUUUUCCAAGAGACGUCCAGGAGGAGCUGGACAUCAGCUGCAUCAGUUUUAAUCCAGUGGCUCCAACCACGAUGAUGAAGGUCCUCACCCGCAUUUCAACCCUGGAGGCAGGAAAGAGCUGUGGUAGGAUGUGUGUCCCAGACAAAAGUGUGUUGGAGAUGCUGUGUUCAGGAAGCUCAGGAGAUAUCCGCAGUGCCGUCAACAGCCUACAGUUUUCCUCCCUCCCAGACACGUCAUUGGAAAAGGAUCUGUGGAGGCUGAAGAAGGACAGACCUGUGGCUUCAGCGAGUAAAACCCUUUCCAGAACGACCCAGAGGAAGAGGAAGUCAAAACAGGCAAAGGAGCAGGAGGAGGAGCAGCAGGCUAUAGGAGGGAAAGAUGCCUCUCUCUUCCUGUUCAGAGCACUGGGAAAAAUCCUCCACUGCAAACGAAGGAACCAUGAAGAUGCUGAAGCAGCUGAAGUUGCUGCUGCUCCUGCUCCUGCUCUACCAUCUCACCUGUCUCAUCAUCACAGAGAAACAUUAUUAGUUGACCCUGAGCUGGUUGUUGAACGUUCACACAUGUCUGGAGAGUUCUUCAACCUGUACCUCCACCAGAACUACCUGGACUUCUUCUCUCAGGUGGAGGACGUGGCCCGAGCCAGCGAGUAUCUGUCUGAUGCCGACCUGCUCACUUCUGAUUGGACGAGUCGCAGCACCAUGCAGGAGUAUGGAUCUUCAGUGGCCACUAGAGGGCUCCUCCACUCCAACUCUCAGCAGGUUUGUGUUGGAUUCAGACCUCUGCACAAACCCAACUGGCUGCUGAUCAGCAAGAGGCACCGGGAGAACUGCCUGGCUGCUCAGUCCCUGUUCAGGAACUUCUGUCUGGCACCAGUCAGCCUGCAGACGGAGCUGCUGCCAUACCUGGCUAAACUUACCAAUCCUAUGAGGAAUCAAGCUCAGAUCGCUUUCAUCCAGGACGUGGGUCACAUGUCACUGAGGAGCUUCAGCAGCAGAUUAAAGUUGGAAGCUCUGACGGACAAAGAACCAGGACAGCUGGAGACAGACGGUGAGGAAGAGGAGCAGAAAGAGGAAGGACAGGGUGGAGCUGAGGACGCUCUGCCGGCCAGUCAGCCUCAACCGACCACAAAUCCAGCUCUUUUAGAGGAGGAGCUGAUCAUUGAGGAAUAUGACAGUGACUAAACACACACACACACACACACACACACACUUUCACCUUUUCUUCGUCUGGUUUUCAUAAAUGGAAAAAAGUUAGGAAGAAACAAAAUAAGUUCCAAGACAAAUUUUGACAUGAGAAAAAGAACGUUGUUAUUUUUGUUCCCAAAAAGUUGGCUGUGAUGAUUCAUAUUGUCUUUAAAGCCUGAAGUGAAUGUGAUUGUGUUGCUCGAGAACACGUGGAGAUUAAUUGUUAUAAUCUCAGCGUUUAAGGCCCUUAAAUGUUCAGUUCUGUCAGUAUUUAUUAGUUUUAUGUAUAAGUUCAGCACUUGUGUAUUUUUUUUUUUGUAUAUUUUGUGUCUUUGUUUUGUUGAUUGCUUGAUGAGCCCGUUGUUACUGCCCCGGCUGCAGCUCAAUCCAUUUCACUCUGGAUGAUUCCAGUCUUCUGAGCUGUGGUUGUAUUGAGUACUGACUGUGUGCGCCCCCUGCUGGGAAAGACAUGCUCAUGGCACCUCUCUGUGGUAUCUUAAGAAUAUGCCUCUUUUUUUGGGCUGUAAAAUGAGGUUUGUUUCACGAGUAAACUCUUACUCCCGGCACCAAAGUCCAGGAAAGUCAGUGACUUGACAUCAUGGCUCAGAGGAGUUGCUGAUCCACAGCUGCCACUGGCGGUAAGUUCCAUUGUGUUAUUUUGUGACUUCAGUGUUUAAAGUCAUUGGUCCAGAUUUAAAUAAGUGAAACAAACUUACCACACGAGGCAGCAGUGAACCAGCUCCUGUGUCCACACAAGCUAAAAUCACUGAUUGUCUCCAUGGAGUUUGGUGCAGGACAUUUAGCAGCGUAUUAAUUAAUUCUGCUGUGGGGAAACACUAAUAAACUAAAGUCUAAUAGUGAGUUAAAGCAGCCAACAUGGUACAAUAUUGUAGACAUAAAUCAGGUUUUAUCAUGUGAGUAUUUCGAUGAAUGACUUCUAAUCACUUUGUCCAUGUGUCUCCAUGGGCAGCUACGUUUGAAGUGAGCAAUAGUGUCUCAGACUAGUUCCUGGAACUUCCAGCAGAGGGCGCACACGGCAAAGUCAGGCUAUGAUGUUGUUGUACUUACAACAACUUACAACUUAAACAACAACCACCCUCUUUAGUCACGUUUAGACUUACAGAGGGAUAAAUGAUCCAAAUCUCCACAGACGUAUGAAUAAAAAUGAUUUAUGUGAA